Molecule: messenger RNA, 933 nt
Organism: Phyllostomus discolor (pale spear-nosed bat)
Lineage: Eukaryota; Metazoa; Chordata; Mammalia; Chiroptera; Phyllostomidae
Product: olfactory receptor 51A7
Biological process (GO): G protein-coupled receptor signaling pathway
Cellular component (GO): membrane
Molecular function (GO): G protein-coupled receptor activity; olfactory receptor activity
Source: RefSeq, a predicted model, not a curated record
AUGUCUAUUUUCAAUAACUCUGAGGUCCCCUUUUUUCUGAUUGGAGUCCCAGGACUGGAAUAUGUCCACAUCUGGCUCUCCAUCCCCACUUGUCUCAUGUACCUGGCUGCCAUCAUGGGCAACAGCAUCAUUCUCUUUAUCAUAAAGACAGAGCCCUCAUGUCACAAGCCUGUGUGUUAUUUCCUUGCCAUGUUGGCCAUCUCUGACCUGGGCCUCUCCUUUUCCUCCCUUCCUACAAUGCUGAGAAUCUUCUUGUUUAAUGUCAUGGGAAUUUCACCCAAUGUCUGAUUUGUCCAAGAAUUCUUCAUCCAUGGAUUUGGUGUCAUGGAAUCUUCAGUGCUUCUAGUCAUGUCUUUGGAUCGCUUUCUUGCCAUUCACAAUCCACUGAGAUAUAGUUCCCUCUUCACUAGCAAAAGAGUUGCUAAAAUGGGACUGAUCUUAGCUGUCAGAAGCAUUUUAUUCAUGCUUCCAUUCCCCUUCACUCUAAGGAGACUAAAAUAUUGUCAGAAAAAUCUCCUGUCUCACUCAUUCUGCCUGCAUCAGGAUAUCAUUAAGCUGGCCUGCUCUGACAAUAAGAUCAAUGUUUUCUAUGACUUCUUUGUUGCUCUCUGUACAAUGCAGGACUUGGCAUUAAUUGUUGUGUCUUGCAUGAUUAUCUUGAAGACUGUGCUCAGCAUUGCAUCUCUGGCACAGAGACUCAAGGCCAUGAAUACUUGUGUCUCCCACACCUGUGCUGUGUUUGUUUUCUAUGUACCCAUCAUCACCCUAUCUGCCAUGCACUACUUUGCAGAGCACAAAGAUCUCCUCAUUGUAGUUCUUAUUGCAGAUAUAUUCUUGUUGUUGCCACCCCGAUGAACUCCAUUGGGUUGUGUAAAGACUUGACCAAUCUGGGAGAAGGUCUUGGGGAAGUUGUUGAUGAUAAGCAGGAGAUAA